AGCUAACAGAUCAACAUGAGCGGAAGAGGCAAAACCGGAGGAAAGGCCCGCGCUAAGGCCAAGACUCGCUCCUCCAGAGCAGGGUUGCAGUUUCCCGUGGGUCGCGUUCACAGACUUCUGCGCAAAGGUAACUAUGCUCAGCGCGUCGGUGCUGGAGCUCCAGUGUAUCUGGCCGCUGUGCUCGAGUAUCUGACCGCUGAGAUCCUGGAGUUGGCUGGAAACGCCGCUCGGGACAACAAGAAGACCCGCAUCAUCCCCCGCCAUCUGCAGCUAGCGGUGCGCAAUGACGAGGAGCUGAACAAGCUGCUGGGCGGAGUGACCAUCGCUCAGGGUGGUGUGCUGCCCAACAUCCAGGCCGUGCUGUUGCCCAAGAAGACCGAGAAGGCCGCUAAAGGCAAAUAAACUACGUUUCGGAUUUUACUCUCACCCAAAGGUUCUUUUAAGGACCACCUACUUGCCAUUUAAAAGGCAAUUUUACUAACAUCACCAAUCAAAGAGAAUAUAAGGCUUUGCUAAAUGCAUAUUUAUACACCGUGAUUGAAUUAUCGGGUGUGUCCGCGGGGUCUAAAUAUUUCUAUAACGUUUGAAAGCCACCAAAGUGUCACUUUUUAAAAGAGGUUUCUUUGCUGAACUACUGAACUUAAGUCCAGUAAUAUUACAGACUGGCGUAUUAAACCAGUUUAAACCUCAAAACAAUAAGCAGUAAACUCAUACU
Danio aesculapii is the source of this 715-nucleotide messenger RNA. RefSeq names its product histone H2A-like. The coding region runs from base 16 to 402 and encodes 128 amino acids. Gene Ontology annotation, cellular component: nucleosome. The record is from RefSeq and is a predicted model, not a curated record. Lineage: Eukaryota; Metazoa; Chordata; Actinopteri; Cypriniformes; Danionidae. The transcript has a single exon. Gene Ontology annotation, molecular function: structural constituent of chromatin; protein heterodimerization activity; DNA binding.